CUUUCAAAAACGUUCAAGUUCAUAUUUAUUUGAAGAACCACCCAAGUCUUCCAGCGAAGAUGAAUUUAUUCCGUAUCAAGAACAACGUAAAGACAUUGAGUUCAGCUCGGAGGAAAUUUUAACGAAGAUAAAUGAAAUAAUGGACUUUUAUUCCUUUUUGACUAAAAUUGGAGAUUACAGAGUACCGACUUGUCACAGACAAACAGACAGACUGAUUAACUAUGGAUUUGAAAGAUUUGUGAGCAGCGCACGUGGUGGGAAACGCGGAGACUCGUUUUGGAACAUCUAUUCCGAUAUUGAAGCAGAAGCUCGCGAAUUUGCAGUUCAAGAAUGUAUGAGGAAAGCUGCGUCUUUUACGGUCGAAGAAUUGGCCGAUUUCAUCGAUAAAAAGUAUCGUGAAAUUCAUGACUUACCAAAAAGCGAUUCAGGUCAUGACGAGAGCACUUUUCGCUCAAAUGAAAUUACGAGUAAACGUUGGAUGGCCGAAGGAAUUUGA
Molecule: messenger RNA, 496 nt
Organism: Didymodactylos carnosus
Lineage: Eukaryota; Metazoa; Rotifera; Eurotatoria; Philodinida; Philodinidae
Source: the annotation of a GenBank genome assembly